Messenger RNA from Crotalus tigris (Tiger rattlesnake), 1911 nucleotides. RefSeq names its product linker for activation of T cells (gene LAT). Bases 1009 to 1617 code for a protein of 202 amino acids. NCBI's taxonomy places the organism in Eukaryota, Metazoa, Chordata, Lepidosauria, Squamata, Viperidae. The record is from RefSeq and is a predicted model, not a curated record. Gene Ontology annotation, biological process: signal transduction. Gene Ontology annotation, cellular component: membrane. The transcript is spliced from 14 exons.
UUUCAUUAUCUGAUACCAAAUCUAAAAUUUAUAUGAUUAUGUGCUUUCACUGGUUUAGUUUGUAAAGCAGAUCUUUGGAGUAGAAAAGCAUGAUUGGAAUACACUAUGUGGAGGCAAUAUCUGCUGAAACUAUAGCAGGAUGUUGUCCCUCCCUUAGGCAACCUAAAUAAAAAACCAAGAGAGAUUAGCAACAUAGUUUAAGCAUUCAAUAGCAGUAGCAGUUAUACCUAUAUACCGCUUCACGGUGCUUUACAGCCCUCUCUAAGUGGUUUACAGAGUCAGCAUAUUUCUCCCAACAAUCUGAGUCCUCAUUUUACCAACCUUGGAAGAAUGGAAGGCUGAGUAAACCUUGAGCGGUUCAAGAUUGAACUGCAUUUUAACCAUUGUGCUAUCAAGGCUCAGGUCCAAAAUCCUAUCUUCCUUAAUGCAGAUUUUGGUAUAAUGUUUGACCUGUUAAUCAUUUACCACUUUUGAACUUCUUUCAGUUUGCAUGCUGUCUUGACCUUCCUUUGAUGUCAUCUUGAGUUUAAAAGUCAAUGUUGGUUUUACAGAUUAGUAGUUGUGGAUGCUUGGUGAAUCUUUUACCUGAACCAUGAUCAUCAUGGCUUGCUGUUUUGAAUUUCAGGUGGUGUGGGAGGAAAGGGAAAAGCACAGAAUGAUGACUAGAUAGCUCCUACAAGAUUGGUGCAGAAAUAGGAGGAUACGAUUAGUAAGAACGUUUCUGGAUUUGCAGUUUGGUGUUGUAUGGUACAAGUAAGAAACAGCAUAGUGUUUCACUCCUGUGCCUCUGCCUUUGACUUCCUGCUGGUGGCUGUAGUACUUCCUUCCUGCCGGAACGAUCAAACAGCACAUCAUCUCUGCUUCAGCAGACAAGCCUUCAUCCAGAUGUGGAAAUAGAGACCCUAGAUGGCUGUCAAUAUGUUCCACUAGCCUGCUCAAUGCUAUAUUUCACUCUGGAUUCUGCUGCCAUCCCAAAUCUACAAUCUCUACUGUCAGUUUGCAGGUGGCAUGGAUAUCUUCCACACGGGUGAUUUCUUCUGGAUGUUGGCACUUGCAAUCCCAAUCCUGGUGGUUCUAUUGCUACUGUGCACUGAUUGCCGUGACCCUGAUUUAGACACACCUGCUAUCGAUGACUACCAAUACAAGCCUUCCACUAAUAUUCAUUCCCAGACUUUCAGAGUGUUGAGGCGUCCUCCUUCGCCACCUUGGUCUGCCAUCCUGUCCCAGCCAGAUUUGCAGAGCACAGGCUCUGCUUACAGCCUUUGUAGUCAGACACCUGCAUUCAUCAGAACUGAGGAUAAUGAAAGCGUUCCCAGUUAUGAAAAUGAAGAACCACCUUUUGUCCCUGAUGAUGAUGACAAUUAUAUUCCUGGAUACAUAGUGGUGUUGCCUGAUGUUCCAAUCACAGAACAGAGAAAAAAAGAUCAUGCCUCUUCUGAGUCCAUACUGGACCAAUAUGAAAAUGUGCCCGAGUCUCAACGGCAUUCACUCGGUGAAUACGUGAAUGUACUAGAGCCAGCACCGAUCAUACUAGAUCCUUGUUUUGCAGUUGGCACUAGUGAUCGGGAAAGUGAAGAUGAUGUUCCAGACUACGAGAAUGUCUGUUUUGGACUUUGAGCUAUCCAGACUCCAGGAAGGGGAUUGGGGUUGAAAGGAGUAUUUGUAAGGACCAGUUUUGCACUUGUGCAUCUAUUCAUCUUUGUGAAGGAUGGAUCACCACCAAGGAUACCUUCUCUUGAACAACUUCCAGUCUUGCUGUAACCUGCUUUUUUCUCCCUUGCACUUUGGAUGACACAUCCUGAGAACUUCUCCCAAUUAUCAGUAGCAGUAUUUUGAUGGACAUUUCCCAAAACAAUUCAGUUUUGCGUUUAAGUGUUGUUGACUAAUAAAGAACCAAGAAUUCCACCACCA